AUGAUGGAGGAUGACACCAAGCCCCCAACAACAUCAUUAACAGGUGUAAAGGAACAUUUACAAUGUACAGGUUGUCUAUCAUUACUAGUACAGCAUGAUCUAGCAAAUAGUAAUAACAAUGACAACAACAACAACACUAAUAAUAAUAAUGGAGGUGAUACCACAACGAAUGGUUCACCAACAAUAGAGUCUAUUUUGGAUACUAAUGAAUACAUUGAUAUUGGCGAAUACUUGGACGAUCCGGAUUCAUUGCGCACAGAGCUACAGCAGUCAGACAAUGGAUGGCAGCUCUUUUACAAUGUGAUAUCUUGCGAUAAGAAUCAUCUGUUUCAAUCGGUGCUCAAGUGUUUGCAAUGGUGUCUGGGCGCACAUCGUCAUUACGACGUACUGACCGUCAAUGAGAGUCUGACUGCAUUGACACUGGUUCACUCAAGUCAUGCCAAUGCUGAUGGUGGCAGUGGUGGUGGUGUUGGAGGCGAAUCAAUGUCACCUGACAAUCAAUCAUCGACCAACAUACCAAACAUUCCGCCUCCUCCACAUAUGAUCUAUGGCAAGGUUGGCAAUAGUCACACCAUCAUCUUUGAUGAACAAUCCAGUAUCCUUCGCAUCCCCUUAUUUGGACAGGUAGCCAUUGGUGAGAUCAAGAUCACACCUUUCACUCGAGCCGAGCUUCCCCUGCUCACUCAAAGUAAACUGAUAAGAUUCCUAACCAAGCGAUCAUCAGUAGAAAUGGAAAGGAUAAAGUAUGAGGAGUUGUUGAACUUCUUUGUGGAGUACUCUUGCGCGAGUUCGAAUGAACACUUUCACAGCCUCACCAAGUACCUUUGUUACUAUUUGGACGCCAACUAUGCAAUGGUAUGCCAGUUCAUUCCACCCGACACUGGAAUGACCUUGUCAUUCUGUCGCGACGGUGUCAUUCAGAAGAACAUGGAGUAUCAAUUGCCUGGCACACCCUGCUACGAGCUACAUCGCCGUAAGCCUGUAUACUACUCAAACAAUCUCAUUCAAGCAUUUCCAGAGGAUAAGUGGCUGGAGGACAAUGGAAUCGAAUCAUACCUGGGCAUCCCAUUGAUGGACUCUACGGGCGAGAUGCUCGGACAUCUCACUGUGAUGAGCAACAAGACCAUCAACUCUGACAUCAUUCACACUUCAUUGAUGGCUGCCGUCGCCAACAAGAUAACAAUGGAACUCGAGAGAAGGAAAGUUAGCGAGAACUUUGCCGUUACCAAGGAGUUGUUGAACCAAUUCCCAUCUACCUCGGUGAUACUUACCGACUCGUCUGGCAAGAUAUCAAGGACGUUUGGUGAACAAUUGUUUGAGUUCCACGGCAAAGAGUUGUUCAAUCAAUCAAUCGACAAGAUACAGAGUCUGGACAUACAAACUGCACAAAGCUCAAACGAUUCGUUCCAGCCACUGUCAACGAUGGUCCCCACAUCUGAACCAAGUCGAGAGAUAAAGAGGGAGAUUGUGUGCAUCAAGAAGACGAACAACAACUUCCCAGCAGAGGUAUUCGCAAAAGAUCUGACACUGAACGAGAAGUCAAUUGGUAGGAUGUACGUGAUCAGAGAUAUCACAGAGACCAGGAACAACCAACGUGUUCUUGUCGAGGCGAGAGACCGUGCCCUUCAAGCCAUUCAAAUGAAGACCCAGUUCAUGGCAUCGAUCAGUCAUGAGAUCAGGACACCCAUGAAUGCAGUAAUUGGAUUGUCAGAGAUACUUUUGUCGUCCAAUCUACCACCAAGUCAAAUGAGCAUUGUAGAGGUGCUACACAAGGCAGCUGAACUGUUGUACUCUAUCACUUCGGACAUUCUUGAUUUCCAAAAGAUUGAAGCCUCCAAGUUGGAGCUGGAGAUACUAGAGUUUGACUUUAGAGGCUGUAUCGAGGGCAUCGUCCACACCCUAUCGCUCUCAUUAGACAAGCCAAUAGAACUCCUAUUGACAUUCGACGAUCAUAUACCAAAGAUACUCAAAGGAGACCCUAAUAGAAUAAGACAGAUACUAUUGAACAUUGGACAAAACUCAAUCAAGUAUACUAAUAGUGGACAUAUAUUCAUUGACAUUGCACUUAGCCUGCGAGAGGGCAAUAGGUGUGAGGUCACUUUCACCGUGGAGGACACUGGCAUUGGCAUCGAUGACAGCCAGAAGAACAAACUGUUCCAGCCUUUCUUACAGUUGGACAGUGGUACCACAAGACGCUACGGUGGCUCUGGUCUGGGCCUGGCAAUUUGCAAGAAGAUGGUCGACCUCAUGGGUGGCAAGAUAGGCCUGGUCAAGAGUGCGCCAAACCGUGGCAGCACUUUCUCGUUCACAAUCGUGCUGGAGGAUUCACAGAUGGAGCUGGCGGCUGGACCGCCCGCCGAGCCCGCCGAGGGCAAGACCGAGUUGAGUGCCUGUCGUAUCAUGCUCGUCGACGACUAUGGCUUUGGCAGGAACAUACUCAUUCGCAAGCUGCAUCAAGAUAUCUCAUCGUGCUCGAUCCAGACGCUGUCCACCGACCAGCUGACCGAGAUUAUCAAUCUCAAUGACAUAGAGUCCAUCGCCAAUGUGGACUUGUUCAUACUGGUGGAGAGGGACUGCAGCAGCGACUAUGACUUCUUCUCAAUCUCACACUCUCUGUCCAAAUUGACAGAGGCCAAGAUUGUUCUGGCCACAAACCAGCCCAAUCACGAUCAGAAGAGGACACAAUUCUUUGUACUUCACAAGCCACUCUCGUCCAACCAAGUCAUCAAAGUGUUGGAGAGUGUCGGUGUGGCCGGCCGAGGUGGUGGAAGCGGCAACAGACUAAGUGCGAGCAACAGCAGUAGCAGCAUAGGCAGCAACAGCAGUAGUAGUAGCACAAGUUGUACGAGUGGAACGAGCAACAAGAGACGUCUGGAAGAGUGCAACGAAGAGGGUGGCGAGUCAGCGACAACUCAACAGCCACCCGAGAAGAAACAGACAAGACUGUGUUCCUCGCAGACAUAUACAUCGACAGCCUCCACCGCAUCAACUUCAGACAGCUAUGAGCUAUUGAAGAACAUUGGAGGCAGUGCAGAGAGACGACUAAACUACAAGAUAUUGUUGGCAGAGGACAAUGAAGUCAAUCGCAAGGUGGUGUCAUUGCAGUUAAAGAAGCUGGGCUUCCACUGCGACUGCGCUGUCGAUGGCAAGGAGGCAGUGGAGAUGUUCAAGGGUGGCAACUACGACCUGAUCUUCAUGGAUCUGACCAUGCCAAAUACAGACGGACCGACGGCCUCCCUACAGAUCCGCUCUCAUGAAGAGAUUUUUCAUUCACGCAAGAAGGUCACCAUCGUGGCGCUGACCGCCAUGGUCCUGGAAGGCUCAAAAGAUUAUUGCAAGUCCAUGGGUAUGGAUGGUAUGUACAGACAAUUAAUUAAUAAUUGA
Molecule: messenger RNA, 3384 nt
Organism: Acytostelium subglobosum LB1
Lineage: Eukaryota; Evosea; Eumycetozoa; Acytosteliales; Acytosteliaceae
Exons: 5
Coding region: 1-3384 (1127 amino acids)
Biological process (GO): phosphorelay signal transduction system; phosphorylation
Molecular function (GO): phosphorelay sensor kinase activity; protein binding
Source: RefSeq, a predicted model, not a curated record